UGUAUUUUAAGGAAGCUGCCAGCUAGCUGGGCCACUCACUAUGGCUGCUCUUUCCCGGGGUCUUCCCCCAUGCAACCUGACAUAUGUAAGUCCUGGUAACUACCGUGAUGAGAAACAGAGACUCUGGAUGGUUGUGAGUCAUGAAUUUACUCCCGAUAACACUCAUAACUGGCCUGGAGACUCCCUCAUUAUCAGGAUGCAGCAGGUGAGCAAAGUCUCCCAGGAGGCCCCGUCCAGCGUAUCCCCAUGUUUGGCUUAUAUCCCCACGAAGUGGGUGCAGUAUUCUCUGAUAUUAUACCUGGGGUCAGACAACCGGUUCUGGAAAUUAAUGGACCACAUCCAGAUUGGAGGCAGAGAACAAUUGGACCUGAAGCUGGACUUCAGUGAAGGUCUCUAGUAUGGCAGUGCCUCCUGGUUGGCAGCCCUGAACUUCAGAUAAUCUGCUUCCGUGAGCCUGGCUGCCUGUGUCCUGAGCCUCCUCCCUUCCUGGGUACAGCUAUGACUUUCUUGUCUCCUUUUGCCUCUGAUGCUGACCUUACAGAUUGUCCUUCUAAAGACCUCUCAUCCUUUUGAGUCCCUCUCCUGGACUCCCAGUGCAGCAUGCCCCUCAGGUGACUCUGAUCUGGAGGCACUUGUGGAGCAGGUAUGGAUGGGGACUCCACGCCCUGUGGAUCUCUGAGCUACCAAUGCUGUCUGGAAGUUGACCUGGUGCUGGGCAGAGGACUCUGUGCUCCGUGCUUGAAGGCACAAUGGGAUGUGCACAGGGGCAUCUGGUCACUUCUCCCACAUGCUCAGGACUUGGGUCCCAGAAGUGAUGCUGACCCUAAUGCCUGCCCCAAACUUGUUUUUAACUAAUUAAACUUAACUGCUUUUCCUUAAA
This is a messenger RNA of Mesocricetus auratus (golden hamster), 880 nucleotides long. Its product is annotated as protein TCL1B5-like. The transcript has 4 exons. Gene Ontology annotation, molecular function: protein serine/threonine kinase activator activity. The record is from RefSeq and is a predicted model, not a curated record. The coding region runs from base 41 to 397 and encodes 118 amino acids. Lineage: Eukaryota; Metazoa; Chordata; Mammalia; Rodentia; Cricetidae. Gene Ontology annotation, biological process: positive regulation of peptidyl-serine phosphorylation.